CACUAAACCUUUGGGAGCGCAUAAAGAUGCCCGUGUCCCGCAGGACCGGGUGCAAAGACGGCGGGCGGAGCCAUGCCUCUCUGACCCAAUCACUGGCUUCCAUGGUCCGCCGGUCUCCACGGCGACGCGGAGCUCCCGCCCCCACGUCCUCUCCCUUAAGCGCCAGGGAAGCUCGAGAGGAAACCGGAAAUAAGCAGGGCAGGAGGCGGAGGAAGUGCUGGAAUGAAGGGGACGGGACUUCCGGCUCCUCCCGGGAAGUGACGCAACAGCCGCGGCCUCAGGCAGGUAGAGCGGCUGGUGAGUCCGAGUGCCAACGCGGCCCGAACCCGGCCCGGGCCCCGGGGCGGCCGCCGCUUCCGGGGACAGGCCCCCGGGGGCGGGCGGCGGGGGCAGUGAGCUUCCUGUUUGGCAAAAGGAGGCAGAGGUCCGAGUUCAUCAUCUCCGACGCGGACUGGACAAUUGGUCUUCGAGGCCAGCCUGUCGCAAACCUUGGAAUCAUGUUUGCUGACAUGGAUUAUGACAUUGAGGAGGAUAAGCUCGGCAUCCCCACAGUUCCUGGGACCGUGACGCUGCAGAAGGAUUCGCAGAACCUGAUCGGGAUCAGCAUUGGGGGAGGGGCUUUGUACUGCCCCUGCCUCUACAUUGUCCAGGUUUUCGAUAACACCCCUGCAGCCAUCGAUGGCACUGUCGCGGCUGGCGAUGAGAUCACUGGCGUCAAUGGCAAAUCAGUCAAGGGCAAGACCAAAGUGGAGGUGGCCAAGAUGAUCCAGGUCGUGAAGGGUGAAGUGACGAUUCAUUACAACAAGCUCCAAGCUGACCCCAAGCAGGGCAAGUCCUUGGACAUUGUUUUGAAGAAGGUGAAACACCGGCUGGUGGAGAACAUGAGCUCGGGGACGGCGGACGCUCUGGGCCUGAGCCGGGCCAUCCUGUGCAAUGAUGGUCUGGUGAAGAGGCUGGAAGAGCUCGAGCGGACGGCCGAGUUGUACAAAGGUAUGACCGAACACACCAAGAGCCUUCUGCGAGCCUUCUUCGACUUGUCCCAGACACACCGAGCCUUUGGAGACGUCUUUUCGGUGAUUGGAGUCCGCGAGCCCCAGCCAGCAGCCAGCGAGGCCUUCGUGAAGUUUGCCGAAGCCCACCGCAACAUCGAGAAGUUUGGGAUCCGGCUCCUGAAAACCGUCAAACCCAUGCUGACAGAUCUGAACACGUACCUCAACAAAGCCAUCCCUGACACCCGCCUCACCAUUAAGAAAUACCUGGACGUGAAGUUUGAGUACCUGUCUUACUGCCUGAAGGUGAAAGAGAUGGAUGACGAGGAGUACAGCUGCAUUGCCCUUGGGGAGCCCCUGUACCGCGUAAGCACCGGCAACUAUGAGUACCGCCUCAUUCUGCGAUGCCGCCAGGAGGCCCGGUCACGUUUUGCCAAAAUGAGGAAGGAUGUGUUGGAGAAGAUCGAGCUGUUGGACCAGAAACACGUCCAGGACAUCGUGUUCCAGCUGCAGCGCUUCGUCUCCACCAUGUCCAAGUACUACGAUGACUGUUACGCGGCCCUGCGGGACGCGGACGUCUUCCCCAUCGAGGUAGAUCUGGCCCGGACCACCCUCGCCUACGGCCAGAAGGACCUCUACGCGGAGGAUGAGGAUGAGGAGGGGGCGGCAGCUGCCGGGGAGCCCCAGGGGCCGCGAGGCUCCCAAGAGGAGAACGGGGAGAAGCUCAUUGACAUGCCCGAGUGACCCCCCCCACACCCCCAGGUGGGGUGCAGGGCUGGUGACGGCUGGGAGGCCGGGAGGGGAGACGUGGACCCACUGCCCAAGGUGACUGAUAAAGACCCGCUGGUGUGGGGGCUGACGUCUCAUCUCUGCCUCUGUCCCAGGCCAGCCGGGGAGCCCAGCCUCAGUUUCCCCCACUGCCAGGCUGUGGCUUCCCCCCGGGCCCCUAGUCGCUACCCGUUCAGUGUUUCCUCCCUGGCUGGGGGGGAAGAGGGAAGGAGAGAAAAGACCCCUCCCCAAGGGUGAAGGUGGGUGUGGGGCCGUGCCCUGGUCCCACUUUGAAUCUCCUGAGCUUUACUCAGGGAGGGACCCCCUCCCUUCUCCCUGCCCUAAUCUGGCCACCCCCCUCCCUGGCAGGAGUGGGGGGGGUGGGUAGAGGCCAGACCCCCUCCCCUGCCAGGGCCAGGGCUGCCUUUCCCACCCUCCUUGCUUCUGGGAGGGUGGGGGAGGCAGCUUCACUUGGCUUUCCCCCUCUGCUCUGAAAGUGGGCCAGCCCCUCAAGGGUCCAGUGUGGUAGGGGGGUGACCAGACCUCACACUCAGGGGUGUCCCUUAUUUAUUAAGCUCUCCCUGCCCCUCUGCUUGUGUUCUGGGGCUCCGGUGCCUUGGGCUGGGGCUGGGGGUCAGGGUUCCGGGGAGGGGGUCGGGGGUUGGGAAUCCUGUACUUUAAUAAAGAGAAAGCUGAAUUGUGACUUUUCGGUGGCUGCCCCUUCUGGGCUAAGUGAGGGAGGCUGGAAAUCCAAGGCCCCAAACCCCCUUAACUGACCUCUCCUCACCUGGUCCCAGACCUGGGGCGGGGCCUCAUUGCAGAGGCAGCUCUAGACCAGGUGCCCACAUCCUGUCCCUCCCCUCCAUACCUGCCUCUCCUUCCAGAUUGGGGCUCCACCUGCUGACCACACCCCGCAACAGCAGCCUGCCCCCGGGGGCCCGGGCACAUCUCUUAAAAAAAAAAAAAUUGUCUGUCUUGAUGCCUUUUGUCUUUAUGUCCCAUUCGCUUCCCCAUGGAGCCCUCCUUGUUGAUUAGAAGCGUCUCAGGAAAGCCAGCGCCCUCUGACCGUGUUAAUGAAGGAGGGAGCCACAUUUCCUCCUCUGUCAGGACCCAGUGUGGCCAUGGCUUGUUUUUAAAUGUUAAGUUUCCUCGAUGUGUCUUGUUGCAUUUCCAAAGCUUCUCCAGCAUACCUCCCCCUCCAGAGAGCCAUCCUUUCUAACAGAGAACUUCUUAAAGACAAAAAGAAGAGGAAGAAGGCAGAGGGAGCUGAAAACCUGGCUCCCCCCGGGGGUCCCCGCUUCCACACCCCUCUGGGGGUGCCUUAGCUCUCGUGGAUGAUUUCGCCGCCUUCGCUUUGGACUGUUUGUGGUGCUUUCCGAGUACGCCGUGGUCGCUGGGUGGAUUGUCUCCUGGUCCUGCUGCUUCCCUCCACGUCAGUUCAUUCAGAUCUUUCCGGGCUUCUCUGCAUUGGGCACCCGCAUUUCCUACAGCCCGGUCACAGUCCCGUUCCAUUCCGUUCAUUUAAGAGAAUUCGUUUAGCGGGUCCCCGAUUGAUGGGCAUCUCCUCUGCUUCUAAUUCUUAGCCGUCGCUAAAAGUGCUGCUGUGAACAUUUUGGUGUGUGUGGGGACUUUUCUUAUUAAUGACCUAUGAGCGGAAUCUCUGGGUCAAGGGUGUGAAUGUUUCAGUCACUUGAGUUGUAUAAGUGAAUGUUAUUUUCCAGAAUGGUCAUACAGAUCUGCAGCUCGGCCAACAGUGUAGUACGCUUAUCUCCCCUGACUCCUCAGCUUUGACUUUUCCCAUCUUCCGUCAUCUCUGCCAAUUUGGGUGUGAAGUAAAACCUCACGAUUGUUUUGA
This is a messenger RNA of Vombatus ursinus (common wombat), 3612 nucleotides long. It is a transcript of the gene PICK1, whose product is annotated as protein interacting with PRKCA 1. The transcript has 13 exons. Gene Ontology annotation, biological process: intracellular protein transport; positive regulation of receptor internalization; receptor clustering. The record is from RefSeq and is a predicted model, not a curated record. Bases 27 to 1733 code for a protein of 568 amino acids. Gene Ontology annotation, cellular component: synaptic vesicle; trans-Golgi network membrane; postsynaptic early endosome. Gene Ontology annotation, molecular function: protein kinase C binding; protein domain specific binding; phospholipid binding. Lineage: Eukaryota; Metazoa; Chordata; Mammalia; Diprotodontia; Vombatidae.